GGGGCGGAGGAAGAGAGAAUGUGGCAAAAGUCAAUUGGCUCUUCGGAAGACGACGCAGGAAGUUUUAAUUUCUAGUGAUUCACAUUCGCCGUCCUCGCGAUAUGGGGUGCAGACUUUGGAAGAGAUGCAUCAGAGGCCACCUGCGCACCUGAGGGUACCUGAAAGCGAUUGCGUGCUUUGGUCUAGCUCCUGUAACAGUAAGCAUCGAAGAACCGUAUCGCGUGCACCUGGAGUUCUCCAGGAAAAGCGAUCAUGUUAUUUUGAGAUCUUGCCGGAAGCCGAAAGUCGGAUGUGCACAUGCCGCGAUCCAGAAAUAAGAUUUGUCGGUUGCGAAGAGGUGAUAAUGUCAGAGCGUAGAAAUUUCUUGUGGAAGGAUUUAAUUUCAGUGGAGUCUUCUUUAAUUAAACAGAAUAAAUCAAUUAACCUUUUUUUUUUGGCUUCGCUUUACAUCUCAGAUCGUCAAACUGUACUGAAGAAAGAGUUGCAAUUCAUUAACUGCUUGAGUUCGUAAAAUUUUUAUGAUAAUGUGUAGACUAAGUUUGCACUUAUUUUGGGCAGUGUCUGAACUUUUAAGCACAAGUAUAGAGUGCAUAGAGAUAUGUAUGCCACUCGUCGGAUAUAUUGAGAAACUAAGUUCCAAGUUUACUUUAAAUAAGCAAUACUCCAAACACGAAUACCUAUCGAUAUGACUGUCAGUGCAUGAUUACAUGUACACAAAAUAAUCUGUGGAGAACUUAUGACGUAUCGAUUCCAUGCACGCGCCAUUAGAAUCUAUUUGUUUCUGUGGAGGAGAAGCCAAUCCUCAACGUGGAAUGACCGAAAAUUGCUUGGAUGGACCCUUCGUGUUCAGACUCAACGAAAAUGGUGUGGGACCAAACCUUCUUGUACAGGUAUGCACGGAACGAGGAUGGAGAGAGUACACAGGUGACAACGCAUCUUUCAAGGAUCGUUGGAACUUAUGGUGGAAGUCGGGAGGAUUCUCUCAAUCUUAUUACAAGACUUUACAUCCUGGGCAGUUCAUCAAUAGAAUACCAAAAGGAAACUCAAUCUGCCGAAAAGACAAUCUCGUGCGACACUUGAAAUGCAUGAAAAAAAUAUACGGUUCGAUGUAUGAUUUUAGUCCUUUAGGAUAUAAUUUACCCUCUGAGUAUACGAGAUUAGCCGCCGACUGUAGUCGUUGUGAAAAAGACGAUAGAAUUUGGAUAUGCAAGCCUGUGGGCCAAAGCCAAGGAAAAGGAAUUUUUCUGUUUAGGAAAUUAAGUGAUUUGACCUAUGACAGUGUGGCAGUAGUACAAAGGUACAUACAAAAUCCUCUUUUAAUCGGAGGUUAUAAAUUCGACCUCAGACUGUACGUCUGCGUCCCAUCUUAUAGCCCUUUGGCCAUUUAUGUGUACAACGAGGGCUUAGCUCGUUUUGCCACAGAGAAAUUUUCACUAGAGAAUUUAGAUGAUCCAUUACGUCAUUUGACUAAUUUUUCAUUGAAUAAACUGGGACCAGGUUACUCAGAAAGAAAGGAACGGGUUGGCGCAGGUUGCAAAUGGACAUUUAGACAAUUGAGACGGUAUCUAGCACAAGCAGGUUACUGUGAUUGGCUUCUGUGGCAACAAAUUGCGUGUAUAAUCAGUCUGACCAUUCUGAGCCAAGCUGCGGGCAUUCCUCGAUCUUCAAAUUGUUUUGAAUUUUUUGGCUUUGACGUCCUUAUCGAUGAAAAUCUGAAACCUUGGCUUUUGGAGGUAAACGUGAGUCCUGCUCUAAGUAACGAUUGUGAGGUAGAUUCUGAAGUAAAAAAGCCUCUUCUACACGAUCUUUUUGAUUUGCUGGGACUACCAGUUCGCAACACUGGACUUUCUCUCUUCACAAUUUGGAAUUCUACUAAUAGCAUAGAGGAAAACGACGAUGACCCAGCAAGAUGCUUUCCAGGUCGUUGCCAAAAAGCAAGAUGCAAAUUGGGAAGGGAAGCUUUGGCCCUCGUUGAUGUUUGUCCUGAAGCUCGAAAUUUGUUGAGGCAAACGCCGGAAGUGUGUUCGGAUAACUGGUCUCGGCACAAUUCCUUACUUUCUGAAAAAACUCUUCGCCGUGGUUUUAAAGGAACUGUAAAUGAAGAAAGUCCAACCAAUUCAGUCUGGGACAAUGGGAAGGAUUGGAAGAAUCCAAGCGCUAGAGAAGGAGGGUGGAUAAGGGUCUAUCCAACCACAAUGAAGAAAUCCGCCAACUCGAAUGUAUUCCAAACUUCAUUUUCGGAAAUCCCUCGUGUGAUCGAUAAGGAAAUAAAAAAUAAUGUGCUGUGCAUACAAAAAUACCUGAAAUCUGCUAAAAACAUUCAGAGGCAAUUUGGAAAACAAGGAGAUGCAGUGUGUAAUGUAAUGCUGCAAAGGGCUUUAGAUAUGAAUGGACAAGUUUGGCUGCCAGAAAAAUGACGAUUUUUGUUGAAGUUAUUAUAUCGCCGACGUGCUCGAUCAAAAUCUCAUGU
Messenger RNA from Belonocnema kinseyi, 2470 nucleotides. RefSeq names its product probable tubulin polyglutamylase TTLL2. Gene Ontology annotation, cellular component: cilium. NCBI's taxonomy places the organism in Eukaryota, Metazoa, Arthropoda, Insecta, Hymenoptera, Cynipidae. Gene Ontology annotation, molecular function: tubulin binding; tubulin-glutamic acid ligase activity. Gene Ontology annotation, biological process: protein polyglutamylation; microtubule cytoskeleton organization. The record is from RefSeq and is a predicted model, not a curated record. The transcript is spliced from 10 exons. Bases 753 to 2417 code for a protein of 554 amino acids.